Rosa chinensis is the source of this 1808-nucleotide messenger RNA. RefSeq lists its product as uncharacterized. The transcript has 3 exons. The record is from RefSeq and is a predicted model, not a curated record. NCBI's taxonomy places the organism in Eukaryota, Viridiplantae, Streptophyta, Magnoliopsida, Rosales, Rosaceae. Bases 168 to 476 code for a protein of 102 amino acids.
UGAAACCAAGAUUCGGCUUCUGCCGGACACAUAGAAAACGAGAAAAAAAAAAAAAAACCGAGAGAGAGAAUAGGGGAAGAAGGGAUAGAGGAAGAAAUUCGGAAUAAGGAAGAAAUGGGGAGAGAGAGGAAGAAGCAGAAGACGGAGCGGGAAGGAAGGAAGAGGAGAUGCAGAGGAAAGAAAGGAAAAGAAGCAUGAAAAGAGGAAGAGGAUUGGAUUUUUGGGCGUGUACAAUAAUUUACAAGAGGGGUGAAAGAUUGGGGCAUGGUUCAGAUAUACAUGCAAUUGAGAUUGUUGGGUAUCUGAAAGUAGGGAACUUUGUUUCUGGGGAACUUCAAAGGUGCCCUGUUGCUUCGUUUGAUUUGGGUCGUCAAGUAUCGAAUAAGUUAUUGUUUCAUUGCAAUUUAAGCCCCACCCUUAUUAAAGGAAAAAUCAAGCACUCGCAUAUAUCUUUGUGCAAGAUGGAAACUCCUUGAUUUUAACUAAAAUUGUUAAAAUUUUUGAUGUGGUUUUUGUGUGUAGGACUCUUAUGAGGAUCUGUUUAAAGAGCUGAGCAAGUAUAGACUGAUCAUUCUCAGGCUAGAAUUAUAAUUAAAGAGUUGGUCUGUUGGUGUAUGAUAAGCAAUUGGAUAGGCAAGAAAUGGAUGACUUGAUGAAGCAAGUUUCAGACCAAAAGUCGAAUCAAAGCUGCUGUCCAGUUGGUUAAGGAUGAGCUAGAAGCUGAAAGAAAGUUGAGAAAGCAUUCAGCCGCACUUCUGCACGCGCGUGAGCGCGUGCGUUAAGGCUAGUUAAGAUAAACCGAAGCCAUGAGGGCCUCCACCGUUUACAGAAAAGCUACAGGUGGGAAUCUAUCUACCCAAGUGUUACUAUAGGAGCAGUCAUGACCCAGAUUUGCGAAUAUAUCCGCAACGAAAUUAGUCUCUCUUAAUACAUGUUUGAAAGUAAUAUUAGAGAAAUUUGAAGCAAUAAUCUUGAUAUCUUGAAUGAUCUUCCGUAAUCUCCAUGGUGGCUGAUGGACUCCAUUGACAGCAUCAAUGACAAGUUUGGAGUUCCCUUCCACUUUGACGUUAUUGAAGCCUCUUUCCUUAGCAGUAGUAAGACUGUUACGCAAAGCAAUUGCUUCCGCCAUCAGAACAGUAGUGACACCCGCAUUUUUUGUAGUGGCAAGGAUUGGUUUUCCAAAAUGGUGUCAAAUUAUGAAUCCUACAGCUGCAGAGCCUACUUUAACAGAGUCAUCAAAGUUGAUCUUGACUGCAUUUUGUGCUGGGGGUCUCCAAGAGAUACAGUCUAGGGUGGGCUUGAUAUGAGCAAUGCUGGUACUUGGAAUGGUAAUGUCUGGAGUAUUUAAAGCAGCAUACGAGGUUGAAAUUACAUGGUGUAGCAAUAUUGCCUUGAAAGACAAGGUCAUUUUGUGCCUUCUAAAUUUGCCAAUAGCAAGUAAUCAUUUUUGCAAAGAGCUUCUGAUCAUAAGGUUGAGAAAUGAACAUUUCCUUGAAGACUUUAAUAUAGCCUUCAAAUCAAUAUAUUGGAGUAGAAACACCUGCAAGCCUCCAAACAGUUGUAGCAAAGUCAUAGUAACCAAAUAAAUGGUCAAUUGUUUCAUUGUCAUUAUUGCAAAGGGGGCGAGAAUUAUCGUCGAUUAAACCAAACAUGGAGAGUCCAUAUAUCUUUUUGAGCCGACCUCGAAACAGAAGCCAUCCGAAAAUUUUAACUUUUGGCUGAAUGUUUAGUUUCCAAAGUUUAUUAAUCAGAUCAGUUUGGCUAUGCUUCGUUGUAUUUUCCAACUGUAGCCAAGUUGCAGAUUUAAU